AUGACAGAAAACCAGACAGUCGUCUUAGAGCUCAUCCUCCUCGGGUUUCCUGUUGGCCUGAAGACUCAGCUGCUCAUCUUUGGGCUCUUCUCCCUGUUCUAUGCCUUCACCCUCCUGGGAAAUGGGGCUAUCGUGGGGCUCAUCUGUCUGGACCCCCAACUGCAUUCCCCCAUGUACUUCUUCCUCUCCCAUCUGGCCAUUGUGGACAUAUCCUAUGCCUCCAACAAUGUCCCUAAGAUGCUGGCAAACCUUGUGAACAAGAAAAAAACCAUCUUCUUUGCCCCAUGCAUAAUGCAGACAUUUUUAUACAUGGCUUUUGCUCACACUGAGUGCCUACUGUUGGUAGUGAUGUCCUAUGACAGGUACGUGGCCAUCUGCCACCCCCUACAUUACACCGUCAUCAUGAGCUGGAGGAUAUGCACUGUCCUGGCCAUCACUUCCUGGGUGUGUGGCUCUCUUCUGGCCCUGGUCCAUGUGGUCCUCCUCCUGAGAUUGCCCUUCUGUGGACCUCAUGUAGUCAACCACUUCUUCUGUGAACUCCUGUCUGUCCUCAAGCUGGCCUGUGCUGACACCUGGCUCAACCAAGUGGUCAUCUUUGCAGCUUCUGUGUUUAUCUUAGUGGGGCCCCUCUGCCUGGUGCUGCUCUCCUACACCCGCAUCCUCUUUGCCAUCCUGAGGAUCCAGUCUGGGGAGGGACGCAGAAAGGCCUUCUCUACCUGCUCCUCCCACCUCUGUGUGGUCGGGCUCUUCUUUGGCAGUGCCAUUGUCAUGUACAUGGCCCCCAAAUCAAGCCACCCUGAGGAGCGGCAGAAGGUCCUUUCCUUAUUCUACAGUCUUUUCAACCCUAUGCUGAACCCCCUGAUCUACAGCCUGAGGAACGCAGAGGUGAAGGGGGCCCUGCGGAGAGCACUGUGCAAGGAGAGGCCAAGGUGA
This is a messenger RNA of Orycteropus afer afer, 933 nucleotides long. Its product is annotated as olfactory receptor 2A5. Gene Ontology annotation, cellular component: membrane. Gene Ontology annotation, biological process: G protein-coupled receptor signaling pathway. Gene Ontology annotation, molecular function: G protein-coupled receptor activity; olfactory receptor activity. NCBI's taxonomy places the organism in Eukaryota, Metazoa, Chordata, Mammalia, Tubulidentata, Orycteropodidae. The record is from RefSeq and is a predicted model, not a curated record.